AUGACGACACCAACACGGGUCCAAAUCCAACAGAUGCAAAAGGUUCCAUGGAACGGUGAGUGCUACAAAGACUUUAAAACAGUUGAAAGCCUUGGAGAAGGAUCUUAUGGUUCAGUCUUUCAUGCCAUCCAUGUACCAACUGGCACACACGCUGCAGUUAAGACCGUGAAAAUAGAUGGCGACACUACUGAUAUAGAGAAAGAAAUUGAGUUGAUGAAACAGUGCAACACGGAUUAUAUCGUUCGAUUUUUCGGACACUUUUUCCACGAUAACAGUCUGUGGAUUGUUAUGGAAAUCUGUGGAGCUGGAAGUGUCUCAGAUAUCAUGCACAUCUUAAAUGCAACAUUGGACGAAAGAGAAAUUCAAAUCAUCUUAAAGGACGUUCUUCAUGGACUUUCAUAUCUCCAUCAGAUGAAAAUGAUUCACAGAGACAUUAAAGCAGCUAACAUUUUGGUGUCCGACGACGGCGUGUCGAAGCUUGCGGACUUCGGUGUGUCAACAAAAAUGGGCGCGACAAAUAAGCUGCAAAAGACAAUGAUUGGUACACCGUACUGGAUGCCCCCGGAAAUUAUUCUCGAAACUGGCCACAACCAACUUGCAGACAUCUGGUCUGUCGGUAUCACCGCUAUUGAAAUGUUCGACGGAAGACCUCCACACGCAGAGUUGCACGCGAUGAGAGCCAUUUUCAUGAUUCCAAACGCACCACCACCCAAGUUGAUGACACCAGACGACGCUACACCCGCGUUUAACCAAUUCAUCGCGUUGUGCUGCAUUAAGGACUACAAAAAAAGACCUCCAGCGUUGGAGAUGUUGAAAUGCGAGUUCAUGAAGCCAAACGGAAAUAGAAAGAGAAUCACGGACUUGAUUGAAAAGGAGAUGGAAGGAAUCAAAGAGGCCGGAUCAAGAAAAGCCGCACUUGAGCCUGAUGAGGAAGACGACGAGGAAGGAGAUGAAGAGGAAAAUGAUGAGGAAGAGGACGAGGAGGAUGAAGAAAGCGGAGACGAGGAUGGAACUGAUGAGUCUGACGAUGACCAGACAAUGGUGAUCAAAAAAUGA
Molecule: messenger RNA, 1056 nt
Organism: Entamoeba invadens IP1
Lineage: Eukaryota; Evosea; Mastigamoebida; Endamoebidae
Product: serine/threonine protein kinase, putative
Exons: 1
Coding region: 1-1056 (351 amino acids)
Biological process (GO): intracellular signal transduction; protein phosphorylation; regulation of MAPK cascade
Cellular component (GO): cytoplasm
Molecular function (GO): protein serine/threonine kinase activity; ATP binding
Source: RefSeq, a predicted model, not a curated record